Molecule: messenger RNA, 3299 nt
Organism: Diorhabda sublineata
Lineage: Eukaryota; Metazoa; Arthropoda; Insecta; Coleoptera; Chrysomelidae
Product: slit homolog 3 protein-like
Exons: 5
Coding region: 250-1449 (399 amino acids)
Source: RefSeq, a predicted model, not a curated record
AUAAAAUGUGACAGAAAAGUUCGUGAAAACCGGUCGUGUUUGAAUUCGUUUGUGGCGUUUAGGUCCUGCCAAUCGUCGGAGAAAUGAGAAAAAUGACCAGCAAUUUUUGCAAUUGGUUUCUCCACACUUUCAUCAUCAUAUGAGAAAUUCUGUUCCAGUCGAAGUAAUUUCGUGAAUUGGAACAUAAAAGGGUUUUAAGUUCUUUCUUAGAAAGAGCAUUGAGAAGUUUCAAGAAUAGUUCACAAUAAGAUGCCCUUGGGCACUUUCCAGCCAACUAGAUGUGCUUUUGCGCUGCUUUUUCUACAAACAGCAACUUUCACAUUGUUACCUAACUGUCCACCUGAGUGUAUAUGUCUUUCGCAAACACAGGUAUUAUGCAACUCGGGUGGUCUACAAGAAAUUCCGAAGAAAUUGCUUCCUCCGUCGGUAGAACAUCUCUCCUUAACCCGCAACAACUUUCCCCUAAUCAAAAGCGACUCUUUCUCGGGGCUCCGCUUCUUAAGGAAACUCUCCUUAGACGGCAACAAUAUUUCUAUCAUAAAACCGUUCGCCUUCCGAGGGUUGCCGCGUUUGAAGGAGUUAUCCAUUCAAGAGACGCCGUUGGCUACUGUCGCUCAAUUCGCGUUCGCCGGGCUACAAAAUAUCAGCGCCAUUUAUCUCAGCCACAACAAGAUAAAAAAGGUCGAAUCUUAUGCGUUCGCGGGCACUUCCAAUUUAAGGCUGUUAGUUUUAACGAAUAAUCCUCUGUAUAAAAUUGAACGACAUGCGUUCAGCGGCUUGAACAACGUGGAAAGAAUUAAUUUACCGUCUGGUAUACGAGAGAUAGAGCCUGAUGCUUUCGAUGGUUUAGACACCGUGGGCUAUAUAAAAUUGGCUUUCAUGGAUUUACCAGCUCUUUCUACUGGUAUAUUUAGAGGUCUCACCAACGUAGGAUUGUUGUCAAUUCAAGAAUCAGAUUUAGGUACUAUCGAUGGAUCCGCGUUUAAUGGUAUGACAUUUAUAAAAACCUUCACUAUCCUAAACAACAAAAUAGACGCCAUCGAGUAUUUCAAUAUAACUGAAGAACAAAAAAUUGGACAUUUGAAGUUUCAAGGAAAUCACAUCCUAGAAAUACCUAAAGCUGAUUCGUUGUUGAUAGAAGUUGAGAAACUCACUGUGAUAUCCAAUCAUUUCCCUUGUAACUGCCAUAUUCAUUCACUCUUAGAAGGACCAUUGACCAAUGGAAGCAUACCGGAUUUCAUCUCGAAGAAUUUUUGUAUAUCACCUUUAGAAGUUAACGGGUUGCCUAUGAACAGUUUAGAUGUAGAUUCUAUUGGAAGAUGCGAAGAAGAAGUUACCAAGGGUAAUCUAGAAGCCUCCAAAGAUUCAACCAAUAAUUCGUAUGAAUUUAAAUUGAGACUCUCUGAUAGUGUUAGUUCCAUUUUGAUUUUAACUAUGAUAUUUAGGUGAAAUAUGCCAAAAUGUUAGUUAGCUUUCAAAUAAUAUAUAUUUAUAGUUAUCUGGAGAUUUAUCAGGAAUAUAUUAUAAUGAAUGAAUAUAAUGGCUGAAUGAAAGUCCAUUGUGAUUUCUUUUAAGAGUUUAAACGGCAACUAAAAUCCGUCCAAAGAUGAAUCGGAUGCCGUUAUGGAGUCAUCAGCCUUCUUAUUGUUGUCAACAAAGUAUAAACUACGUGAAAAGUGACAUGUUUUUAUUUAAUAAUAAAUCCUUUCUACUCCUGCAGACUCUUGAUAAAAAGAAAAAAUGAUUACAACUCUAUUUUAAGAGUUUAAAAGAACUUUAUUCAGUUCAGAGACUGGAGCUAACUAAUUUCAAACAAAGAUUGGAUUUUAUUUCUCUAAUUGCUGAUGAUCUUUCGGUUUUAAAUCAAAUAUUAUGAAGUGAUGAAAGCACAAUGUGUAGUGAAUAACAUAUAAUGCCCAUUAUUAGUCGGGAAUCCACACUGAGGUCUUUUAGCUCAUAUCCAAUCGUUUGGGUAUAAAUGUUUGGUGUGGGUUAUUUAAUGGUCAAUAGAAAUAUAUUUUAAUGCCAUUCAAAGUCAUUUUAUACAUAUUUUUCAAUAUACCAUCCAUUUAUGGCAUAUUCUAUCACACUCCACAUUGUUGAUUAACAACCCUCACCACUGAAUUAUUUCCAAUUAAUCCAUGACUUUGUUUGUCAUUAUAUAGUUCAUUGUUAUAUCUCAAAAUUCUAUAUAUAAAAUCAAUAGAUGAAUAUUGAUGAAGAAUUUUAUUUGAUUCCACCAAAAGUAUCAGAAACUUCAUGCAAAAUCGUAAAUCUAAAAUAGAUUGGUAUACGAAAACGUAUAUAUUGAGUUGUUCCAAAAGUAAAGUUUUUAAUAAGUUACACCCUCGAGGAAAAGUGUUAGACUAAAUCCGAAGACAGUGGAAGCCAUUAGAGGUGGAAUUGUUGAUCGCUGCCUCCGCCAAGUGCGAGGAUCCGGCAGUAAUUCGGAUUCUCUACACCUCCUGUGAAAAUUCAUCGGCAACUGAGGUUCAUGGGGAAAAGUGCAAGUCCGUUCAGUACGCAGUGCUUCUCUGAAGGCCGCACGGAAGUUCAGAAUUUAAAACGGAGUGGAACACCGCCGGUUCUGGAUGAGAUUGUCCAGAAAAUCAAAUAUCUCAGAGUCACUGCUCUACAACUUGUUGAAUGCUUUCCUGGAGCAUGGCAUAAUUGAAAGAACUUCAUCAGAAACUUUGAAUUAUUCGCAAAGUGUGUGCUCGUUGGGUUCCCCGGACGCUGACUGAUUGACACAAGAAGCAACACCUUCACUGUGCUCACAAGUUUCUUUCAACAAUAUGUAAUAGUUACAGAUUGUUAAUCAUUCAGCACGAGCCGCUCCUGGCCAUCAUAUAGUGAUGUAGAAUUUUUAUUUCGGUAAACACAUUACAUGGACAUAGAUAAUCAUCAAUUAAAAAUUCAUAAUGAUCGAUCGAAUAUACAAUUUAGAAAAUAUACUUAAAUAUGUGUUCUGAUUUCGAAACUUUAAAGGGCUAUAACUCAGAAACUAGGGAUCCUAAGAGAAAUGUUUUAUGUCACAGCAUUAUUUUCACGUAAUCCACUCACUCCUGAAUUUUUUGCAUCAAGUCACUGGUAGGGUUCCCAGGUCGCCGUAGAAUACAAGUGGAUAAGAAGUAGUUUAUGCUCUAGCACAUGCAAAAACUAACAAGAUGUUUCUUAAAUAAAUAGAAAACACAAAUUUCCUAAGAAAAUUCACUCAUAUAAAAAGUACAGAGAAAACUGUAUCACAAAAAACUUACAAGAUAGCAUGAAGAAUAAUAUGAAUAAAAUUUACUUGACGG